Drosophila nasuta is the source of this 2842-nucleotide messenger RNA. It is a transcript of the gene Ir60b, whose product is annotated as Ionotropic receptor 60b. NCBI's taxonomy places the organism in Eukaryota, Metazoa, Arthropoda, Insecta, Diptera, Drosophilidae. The record is from RefSeq and is a predicted model, not a curated record. Bases 677 to 2461 code for a protein of 594 amino acids. The transcript has 2 exons.
AUAUACUUAAAAUCUUUGAGAUACAGCACUCCUGGUAUAUUUUCAAAUUUGACAUAUUUGAAAAUAUCGGCAACAUUUUUCGGUAUAUUUUUUUUACUCAUGCGAUGUUUACAAUCACACCUUCAUAAAUACGAUGCUCAACAAGUGCGCCAAAUUAUGAAAAUUAUACGAGUGCUUCCCAGUUAUAUUUAGAUGUUGCUUAUGUUCCGCGGACAUGUGUUAGGGGAUGCACAGACUCCUACGUGUUGUCUUUUUCCUAAUAUACGAGUCGGCACAGUUUUAUGUGCCAUUCGGCGGCCACAUUCAUGUAUGAAUAUGUACAGUAAAUAACUGCUUAUUUCAAACUGCGCCAACCCACAAUUUUAAAUGAUUAAAUCGGCCAAGCAAAAAUUGUACAGUUAAAAAAUAACAUUUUAUGUUAUUUGCACACAAAUAAUCACAAUUACGACCAGAUGACUCUAAUGAAUUGUGUUGAUAGUUUUUACACCCUUAUUGCAAAAGUAUUGUCAACAUAAUGUAAACAAAGGUAAACGCCAUUAAACCUUAAACGUUUUUGCUAAAUUAAUGGGUUAUAUUGAUUGGUUCGUCGAGUAACUGAACAUAUAAAAGGACUUCAAUUUCCCAGGAGUUGGUAUUCAUAAAGUUUGGACUCUCGAAAUUAUAGUUCAAAAUAAUAAUGUGGCAAAUAAUAAUAAUCGCUUGCUUAGUCAACGCCCAACUGGAGGUGCCAGAUCAAAUUAUUAAGCGGCUCAAGACCGAGUUGGAUUACGAAUCUAUGCUUGUGGUUCACAACAAUUUUGCAUCAUGUGUGAUUGAUCUUCAAAGGGACGAUACAAUGCCCAUUAUCAACUUUAAUGAGAAGCAGAACUUUUCCAUUAAGACAACAUUUAAUAGACGAUUUCUUGUCUUGGUUUGUCUGAGUACUCACAGUAUCACAGCUCUGAAUGUGCUCUCUAAAAAUCUCGAUGGAAUGCGUGACACAGCGAUCGUAUUGGUAUUAGCUCCGGAAGUUAAACUAAGUCUAAGCAAUGCUUUUCAAAAUUGCUUAUGGAACAAAAUGCUCAAUGUCAUUGCAAUUCGCAGUUGGAAGCAGGAUCAUCACGUUUAUAGCUACCGCGCAUUCCCCCAAUUCAAGGUUAUCAAGCGACACAUUUCUCAAGUGGAGCGUUUCUAUGUGCCUCAAAUGAGGAACAUGGGCGGUCAUCCCAUUAUAAGUGUACCGGAUAACAUCUUGCCACGUUCUGUCUACUACAGGGACGCGAUGGAAAAACCUCAUGUCGUUGGAUACCUUGCAUCGUUUUUGUAUAACUUUGCUAAAACCUUGAAUGCUACUGUGAAAAUCUGCUGGGAUCAUGUGCCACUCGAUAUGCCCGAGGAGAUGAUUAGUCAGGGUGUAAUCGAAUUAACCGAUGAAGGAAUGGUGGACAUUCCCCUAUGCAUUAUAAAUACUGCAAGUACAGUCGGCGAGACUAGUCUGAUCAGCAGUUAUGUGAUGGAGACAUCCACUUGGCAACUAAUAGUGCCACUUGAAGCCGAGUGUGAAGGUGAAUACUUGAUUUUUACUGCUGCAAGCAAAGGGCAAUUGUGUCUUUCAGUUCUGAUCAUGAUACUAUUUGCGUUGUUGCUCCACAACUUCGGACGCCUGGAACUAGGAGAGUCUGCAAAUUUGCGAUGUGUAUAUCAAUUAAUUGAUCCAGUUUUAAGGGCCGUGACUAAUCAGACCUUUGUACUACCAAGGCAGCCAUCGAGGAUGUUAAGGGGCGUUUAUUGUAUGUUGCUCUUAUUCAGCUUCUUAUCCUACAACAUUUACAUUGCUCAGCUAGAGAUGAUUUUGGUACAUCCACCCAGAGAUAAACCACUAAAGAGCUAUCAGGACUUACGCCACGUCGGUUUAAAGAUUCUCUUGUCCCCGGACGACAGACAUUUGAUGCACCAUAUCUUAGGAAGCCGCCAUAUGAAUGAAUUUUGGGAUAUCUAUGAAGUUGUGAAUAGAUCGACUUUCCAGAGUAUGCGUCGGCAACCAAACAUUUCCUACGCCUAUCCCAUAACUCACACCUUAUGGCCUCUAAUCCAGCGUAAAUUCGCUAAACAACCAUAUCCGUUGUUUCGACUCUCAAAGGAAUUCACUUUUAUUUCAUUUUUGCUCUUUGGUCUGCCUUUGUCCAGGAACUCUAUCUACGAAGAGCCUCUCAAUCGGUACAUCCUAAACACACACUGCAGUGGUCUCUACAAUCAUUGGUUCCACCGAUGCUUUGACAAAUUGGUUGAGAUUGGCAAAAUGGAAGUGCUGCCGUAUAUCAGCAUUGAGGAAACUUUCCAUAUAUUACGCUGGGAACAUUUCAAAUAUAUUUGGGUAUUGUACUUCAUUCAUAUUAGUUUCGCAACAAUUGUAUUUGUUUUUGAAAUCGGAUUGACCAAUUGGAUGAAUCGAUAUAUUUAUUAUAUUCCAAUAAUAUGGUGAGUAAUCCGAUUCACGAGCAUUCUUGUUGUUUUGGCAUUUCAUUUGAUAUGAUUUAAUGCUCCGCAAAUGGGGGAGAUAUUUUUAGAAGUAACGCAUCUCGCUGGCAACAUCUCGCUUGAUAAGCUUCUCUAUUGACCGCUGAGCGACCCUCAGGCGAUGUUACAAUCAUGAUGCAUCGUUGUCAUAACCAAAACAGUCUCAAUCAGCAGGUGUAAGUGAAAUUGCUUACACGUUAGAUUGAUGAUUAAUAGAACCCUCUGGUAGUCGAGCCUCUCUAUACCAAUCCCAAUGCCAUUCCCAAUCGAUCGAUCAAUUUAUCAGCUCAAGGUGCAAUCGAAGGUGCAAGCGGAGGUGCAAUCGGCGGUGAUGCUAGAGGUGCAG